Messenger RNA from Pristis pectinata (smalltooth sawfish), 4639 nucleotides. RefSeq names its product Ras association domain family member 10a (gene rassf10a). Lineage: Eukaryota; Metazoa; Chordata; Chondrichthyes; Rhinopristiformes; Pristidae. The coding region runs from base 177 to 1382 and encodes 401 amino acids. The transcript has a single exon. Gene Ontology annotation, biological process: signal transduction. The record is from RefSeq and is a predicted model, not a curated record.
GCGCGGGGGCUGCUCUUGCUACUAGCUUUACAUCAAACUCCCCCAACUUUCCGCAGCGUGUAGACACAGAGCCAGGGACAGACCACGCCUGGAGAUGCCCCAACCCUAGAGCAGGGGGGACCUGAUGCUGAUGCGGAGAAGUUUCUGCGAGCGAGUUACUGCCAAGGAUUCGUCACAUGAUAGACAAGCAACUGACUCUCCCGGCUGGGAUCAGAAGGAGCCUCUCCUGGGAAGCGUGGGGGGGAGAGAGAGAGAGAGAGGGUGAGAGUGGAGGCUCGGAAUCUCACUCCACCUUGGAGCAAGGGAAGGGGGGAAUGGAGACUCAGGACAACAGGAUCAGCGUGUGGGUCUGCCAGGAGGAGAAGCUGAUCUCGGGGCUGUCCAGACGCACCACUUGCGCCGAUGUGAUCGCUGCCUUGUUGGAGGAAGCGGGUCUGAGCCAGUUACUGUCCGGAGCCCCCGACACCUACUGCCUGGUGGAGAAGUGGCGAGGCUUCGAGAGGACACUUCCCAACAAGACCAAGAUCCUGAGGCUGUGGACGGCGUGGGGAGAGGAGCAGGACAAGGUGACCUUCGUGCUGGAGAAGACCCGGGCCGCCCUGGGCAGACCAGGAGCCCGCAGCGCCCAAGCCAAGGUGGUGCCCAGCAAGGACAACCCGUGCCAGCUGCGGGGAGCGGCCGGGGCCGCUCUGACCAUGUCCCGGGACAAGCAGAGGAGAGUGGUACGCAAAGCCUUCAGGAAGCUGGCCAAGAUGAACCGUUCCAAGCGGCGGGAGAGCGGGGCGAAGGAGAAGAGGUGCCGGGAGAGGAUGGAGACCCUGGUUCACCUUGUCCUGUCCCAGGACCACACCAUCCGGCAGCAGUUGGAGCGGAUCCGGGAGCUGGACCGGGACAUUGACCUGUGCGAGGCGAGGAUCCACCUGGACAGGAUGAGGAAGCACGGGGCCAACUACGUGCAGGACACUUACCUGGACGGGGGGUCCGCGCCGUCCCGGGACGGGGGCGAGGCGGAGGGGGAGGCGGACGAGGCGGCGGCGGAGGAGGGGGAGCCGGGGCAGGGGGACGGGGCGGAGCUGGAGCCGGACACCCUGCGGGACCAGCUGCGGACCAGCCUGCGCAUCGGGCUGCGGCUGAGCAGCGAGCUGGAGGCGUGCGGUCGGGAGCUGGAGCGCUGCCGGAGCCUCAAGCAGGGGAAGCGGGACGAGCUGCAGCGGCUCCUGGGGGAGCUGCGGGAGUCGCCCCGGGCGGUCAGUCCCCAGACCCCCGCCCAGACCCCCGCCGGCUGCCUGGCCGCUGACGAGGACUCGGACACCGGGCUCAGUUCCAUGAACAGCCAGGACUCAGACGUCGCCCCCGUCUCCGUCUCCGAGUCCCUGGUCUAGAUCCCGCGGCGUGGGGGCUUCAGGUCAACAGGGGCGACCCCAGGCUCCUGCUCCCUGCUGCUCGUUGGGCAGGAGACAGACCAUCGGCGGUCUCUCCGGUCUACACUUGUUGGAACAUAACCAGAACAUGCUGCAAACUCUCAGCAGGUCGCGCAGCGUGUGGAGAGAGAGAGAGAAAGAAUUUAUUCCAGGUUUAAAAUUCUCAGCAAGAUGGGCAGCAUCUGUAGAGAGAGAAGCAGAGUUAAUGUUUCAGAUUUAAACACCUUUUCCCAGGGUUGGGGAAUCAUGAACUAGAGGGCAUGGGUUUUAGGUGAGAGGGGAGAGAUUUAAUAGGAACUCCAGGGGCAAACUUUUCACCCAGCAGGUGGUCAGUACAUGGAAUGAGCUGCUAGGGGAAGUGGUCGAGGCAGGUACAUAGGACAAGACAGCACAGGAACAGGCCCUUCAGCCCACGAUGUUGUGCUGAACUAACUAAACCAGUAAUCAAAUGCCGAGCUAAACUAAUCCCUUCUGCCUACCCAAUGUCCAUAUCCCUCCCUUCUCUGCAUCUGCCUGUCUAACAUCCUUUGAAACCCCUCUUAUUGUAUCUGCCUCCAACCCCAACCCUGGCAACAUGUUCCAGGCACCUACCACCAUCUGUGUGAAAAACUUGCCCCGCACAAUAACAGCAUUUAAAAGGCACUUGGACAGCCACAUGGAUAGGAGAGGUUCAGAGGGAUAUGGGCCAAAUGCAGGCAAAUGGAACGACCCUAGAGGGGUGUCUUGGUCAGCAUGGAUGAGUUGGGCUGAAGGGCCUGUUUCCUUGCUGUAUGACUCUAUGGCUCAGCAGGUCAGGCGGCGUCUGUGGAGAAGGAGACAGAGUCAAGGUGGGAGGUCCUUGCCAGAGCUUCUCAUCACUGAAGCAAAUGUGAGGGAGCAAGACGAACCAGGGGGAUGGAUUGGGGAUUCUUCAGGAGCAGUGGUCAAGGUAGCUUGUGGGAGUCUGUGGGCUUGUUGGGGAUGUUUGCGGCUAGACUGAGAGGGAGGUGGAGAGAUGCAGGCGGGGCAGGGAAGAGGCAGAGAUGGGCAUUGAUGUGGAGAGCAGAGUGGGAAAUGGUAGCCAAGGGGAUGAAGCUGUUGAGUUCUGUGGCAGUACAGGAAGCAGCACCAAUACAGCCAUGCAUGUACUGCACCAGGACGUACAUGAUGAGAUAUCUUGGACUCUUGUCUUUCGCUCUGUCUCCACAGAUGCUGCCUGACCCUGUGAGUGUUUUAAACCUGAAGCAUUAGCUCUGACACUAUCUCCUCUCACACGCUGCCUGGCUGGCUGAGUGUUUCCAACACUUUCUGUUUUUAUUGCUGUUUAUGGCAGUGCAGGUGUUUCAGACAGAGAGGUGUUUGGGGUUCGGUUUAACCCUGCUCAUUACCCCCCCCCCCCGGUGUUUCCCCCAUCCCCCCCCCAGGUCCCUAUCUCGUGUCAGAAGGUUGUGGGUUUGAAACCCACUCCCAGGACUGGAUCAUUAAACACCAGGCAAAGACGUGCCUGUGCAGUGCUGAAAGGGGCAGCAGUGUCAAAGGCGCCAUCACCCCACUGUGAUGUGAAACUAUGGCCCAUCUGCCCUUACCCUGUGGCCAGAACAUUGUUUGGGAAGGAAGCCGGCAAUUCCUAAUUAACGGUUAUCCCGCAGUCAACACCUGGCCACGAUCCCAAUUGUCGGUGAGAUCUUGCCAUGCUUACAUCAGCUGCCGUGUUUCCUAUAACUACCCUUCAAAAGUUUCUCGAUGGGCACAGAGCCUUGGGCUGUCCGGAGGUCAGGAAAGGUUCCACCAAAAAGCAAGUUCCUAUGUCCUGGGAUUCCACCAGAAUGGGGAAAUUGUUCCCAGUCGUUCUUUGUUACAACGUCUAUCAGACAUUGUUAGGGCCACUGUUUUAGACCCCCAGCACUGUCUGGAGAAAUAAUUUUUCCUCCUCUCCCAUCUAAUCCUUCUACAGAUGACUUUAAAUCUCUAACCCCUGCUCUGCAAAUGGAGGUUGCCCCUUCCCAUUUACUCUAUCUGGGCCUCUUCAUUAUUUUAUACACCCCAAUUAAAUCUCUCCUCAGCCUCUUCCAUUCCAAGGAAAGCAUCCCCAACCUAUCCAAUCUUUCACCAUAAUUUUCCAGCCCAGACAAUGUUCUUGUCAGUCUCCUCUGCACUGCCUCCAGUGUUGUCUGGAGAUCUGGUGUGACCUCCCUGCUCUUACAGUCAAUGCCUCAGCUAAUAAGGGAAACCAGCCUGUGUGUGUGUGUGUGUGUGUGUGUGUUUGUGUGUGUGUGUGUGUGUGUGUGUGUGUGUGUGUGCGCGUGCGCGUGUGUGUGUGCGCGCACUUAACCACUUUAUACCUACCUGUCCAACAUCCAAUGAUUUGUUCUGUCAUCUUUAAGCAUCUGUGGAUGUAUUGUCAAAGAUCUCUCUGUCCCUCCACACCACUCUAUAUCCUCCCAUCUAGUGUACAUUUCCCUGCCUAGUUACAGCUCCUCAAAUCCAUCAGCUCACGGCUUCUCUGGAUUAAACUCCAUUUGCCACUUCCCUGCCCAAUUAACCAGGUCACCAAUAUCUCCCUCCUUCUCCUCACACCUGCACAGCCAAUGUUUGUAUCUUCCACAAUUUUUUUUAUCAUGCUUCUUGCAUUUAGGUCUAAAUCAUUACAAACAGCAAGUGACUGAGUACCAUCGAACCAAACUGUUAAAGUCCUUUAACCCCCAUCAGCUAUCAGUACCCUUUGCUUCCUGCCACUGGGACAGUUUUCGAUCUAAUUGGUCCCUCUGUAUUUGGCUUUUGUGUUUUUGACCAUCCUAUCACGUGGUACCUUGUCAAAAGCCUUGAUAAAAUCCAUGGACUACACCAAUAUCACAGCCCUCAUCAACACUCUAUUUCAUUUCCUCAAGGAAUAUGAUCAAGUUAGUCGGACAGAACCUCAACAAAUCCAUGCUGACUGUCCCUGAUUAACGCCUGCCUUUCCAAUGAAGAGUUAUACUGUCCUAAUAAUUUUCCUUGCAUCAAAGGCCUGUAAUUACAGGCGACCCCUGUGUUAUGGGGAAUUGUGUUCCUAAAAAAUGGUCCAUGUCAUGAUUUUCCAUAACAUAAAGUUGCGUCAAGAAAUGUGAGUUGAAAAGAAAAUAAAUUUUGUGCUGAUUUAUUUACGUUUUUCACACAAAUUCUGUGAGAGUGAGUUUUAUUCCAUAUCUCAAGUUUUUGGGUAGAACAUAGAACAUAGAACAGUACAGCACAGGAACAGG